AUGGCGUUGACGGCUGCUGCUGGCAACAGCCAGCUUUCUUCAUUCCUCCUACGACAGACACGCGUUGCCUUUUCGACAGUGCUCCGGACAUGGUCUUCUCGCACUCUCCUCUCAUCCUCCAUCACAAUUCCUGCUAUUACAAUCAACGUUCCUGGACUCCUCACAGAUAUUUGGGAAGGAAUGUUAAAGGCUGUGCCUAAGAAAAAGACAUCCCAUUCGAAAAAGCGGCAUCGGCAGUUGGCAGGAAAGGCGUUGAAAGAUGUAAAGGCAAUCAAUGAGUGCCCUGGUUGCGGAAGGCCGAAGAGGGCUCAUACCCUUUGUCCAUAUUGUGUCUCAGCACAUGCAACCGACGUCUUCGCGCUGUCCGCGACAACCACCCAAAUCCUCAGCGGUUCCGGCGAGUCCUCGAUCAAGAUCUACUCCACCACCGACGACGAUUUCCCCAUCACACAGGUUCUGAAAGACAUGCACAAACUUGGCUGCCACCAUCUCGUGACGGACCAGGCUGGCACGAGAGCUGUGAGCGUGGGCUUCGACGGCAAAGUCAAGCUAUGGAAGUACGAAGAGGGUAUGUGGAAAGAGGACGGCGAGAUCGUGAGCGAAAGUGCACCCAAGAAAGUCGGCGAAACAUGGGCUGUAGCCCUUUCGGUGGACGGACAAUACUUAGCUGGCGCGACGCACGAUGGCCGCGUGAAUGUCUGGGAUCUGUCCAACGGGCGGCAAAAGAUUCGGGAGUUCGAGACGAAAGGCAGUUUUGGCAUGUGCGUUGACGUGUCGCCGGAUGUCCGGUUCAUCGCCAGCGGCCACGAAUCGGGAAACAUCUACCUCUUCUCGACGGCCACUUCUCGUCUCCUACACUCGCUACCAGGCCUCAUCAAGCCGGUGCGCGCAGUCAAGUUCUCGCCAGGCAGCACGCUCCUUGCGGCGGCGGGGGAUGCACGUAUCAUCUCUCUCUACGAUCCGCAAUCCGGCGAGCAGGUGGCCAAUCUGAGCGGGCAUGCUGCUUGGAUUACAAGCCUGGACUGGAGCCACACCGGCCAGUAUCUGCUCAGCGGCAGUCUGGAUGGGAAGGUCAAGGUAUGGGACAUUGAGCGGAGGACUUGCGUUGCGACGCAUAGUGAAAGCGACAAGGGCCUCUGGUGUGUGAGGUGGUUGCCCAAGGGUGAGAUGAACAAGCAUAAGGCGGAGAGGUUUGCUACGGCGGGCAGUAAUAGGUCCAUCGCCAUCUACCGGGAGGCUGCGGGAGGAUGA
This is a messenger RNA of Capronia coronata CBS 617.96, 1251 nucleotides long. RefSeq lists its product as uncharacterized. Gene Ontology annotation, cellular component: Cdc73/Paf1 complex; large ribosomal subunit. Lineage: Eukaryota; Fungi; Ascomycota; Eurotiomycetes; Chaetothyriales; Herpotrichiellaceae. Gene Ontology annotation, molecular function: protein binding; structural constituent of ribosome. Bases 1 to 1251 code for a protein of 416 amino acids. The record is from RefSeq and is a predicted model, not a curated record. The transcript has 3 exons. Gene Ontology annotation, biological process: translation.